This is a messenger RNA of Osmerus eperlanus (European smelt), 6315 nucleotides long. RefSeq names its product collagen type XVIII alpha 1 chain a (gene col18a1a). Gene Ontology annotation, biological process: extracellular matrix organization. Gene Ontology annotation, molecular function: protein binding; extracellular matrix structural constituent conferring tensile strength. The record is from RefSeq and is a predicted model, not a curated record. The transcript is spliced from 43 exons. The coding region runs from base 393 to 5051 and encodes 1552 amino acids. NCBI's taxonomy places the organism in Eukaryota, Metazoa, Chordata, Actinopteri, Osmeriformes, Osmeridae.
AUGGAUCUGGGUCUGGAUCUGGGUCAGGAUCUGGGUCUGGGUCUGGUCAAGAAUUAUCGUCUAGGUCUUAUUCAGGGUCUAAUAAAGUUGUGUGGCAGAGCCAAGAAGCAACCAUUCUGCCUACUGACCUGUCAGGGUUAGUUGAGAGUAACAGCACUUCUGUGCCUGACCAGCUAAAGCUGGGCAUCUUAGAAAGUUCAUGGGAUGGACUCAACACAACAGCUGAGGGUAAUGUCACUAGUCAACCGCUAGACAGUCAGAUUAUUCAAAGCCUAAAUGUCCCUCUUGAAACAACCGUCCUGUCAGGUUUGGUUGAGAGUAGCAGCAGGGUUCCAACAACAACAGAUGUGCCGAAACUGGACCUUUUAGAAGGUGUGUUGGGUGAACUCAACAUGACAGAACACGCAAGCAGUUCCAUCAUAGAUAGUGAGCUGGUCCAGAACCCUAACGUGUCUCUGGAGCCAUCCAGCAGCAUCAGAAACACCAACAUCAGCUUCAGUCGGAAUGCUAACGAUUCUAACUUGACAGUGUAUUCUGUGGAAUACACUGUCUCAGGUGAUUCACUAACCCCUUCUCAAGGCUCUGUGGUUGCUAGCCAGGCCCCGGUACCUGAACCCCCUCGCUGCCUGCUCAUGGACAGCACCUUCCCCUUCUGCUUGUCCAUGGGCUGGGACAGCUUCUCUGUUCCCAACCACCUCAACCACAGCACCGUGGAAGAGGUCCUCGCUGUCCUCCACGACUGGGCGUGGCUCUUGCGCUCGUCCUGCCACCAUAGCUUGGAGUGGUUCCUCUGCCUCCUCCUGGUGCCCCGGUGUGGCCCCCGGGGCCUGUCCCCCGUGCUGCCCUGCCGGGGCUCCUGUGAGCUUCUGAGGGACAGCUGCUGGUCUCUCCUGGACCGGGGACGCCUCCCGGUGGAGUGCCACUCCCUCCCUGAGAAGCAGGACGAUGGCCAUCAGUGCUUGUCAGUUAGUAACCAGAAAGACGAGAGCGGAGUGUCUCUGCUGCAGUUGAUUGGUGACCCUCCCCCGGAGGAGAUCUCCCGGGUUGAAGGGCCGGACAGGAGCCCUGCCUACGUCUUCGGCCCGGAUGCCAACACAGGCCAGCUGGCUCGCGCCCACCUGCCCAGCCCUUUCUACAGGGACUUCUCCCUGCUGUUCCUCCUGAAGCCCACCUCCACCAAAGGAGGCAUUAUCUUCUCCAUCACCGAUGCCGGCCAGUCCAUCAUGUACGUGGGCGUGAAGCUGUCGGCCGUGCAGGGCGGCAAGCAGAACAUUGUGCUCUACUACACCGAGCCUGACUCCACCGAGUCGUACGUUGCGGCCACCUUCGCCGUGCCCUCGCUGAGGGACACCUGGACGCGCUUCUCCAUCAGCGUGCGCGACGACAAGGUCGUCUUCUACCUGAACUGCGACUCAGACCCCCAGGUGGUGCGGUUCGAGAGGUCGCCUGAUGAGAUGGAGCUGGAGGCCGGGGCAGGGGUGUUCGUGGGCCAGGCUGGGGGGGCCGACCCUGACAAGUUUCUGGGGGUGAUCGGGGAGCUGCACGUGGUGGGGGACCCCCUGGUGGCUGAGAGGCACUGCGAUGAGGACGGGGAUGACUCUGACGGGGCUUCAGGAGAUGGUGGAAGUGGGGACAUUGAGAAGAAGCCAGCAUCGCCUGGAAGUGGAUAUGUCUGGAACGGAGCUAAAUGGAGUUGGGUGAACAAGGACACGACCACACCUCCAUCUUCCCGACCAAUCCAGCAGCCACCUGUGACCAAGAAACAAGAGGGUCCCACGAAGACAGAGACAGGUGCUGGACGGGCGAAGGGGGAGAAGGGUGACCAAGGAGAGAAGGGAGACAGGGGUCAGCUGGGGCCCAAGGGAGACUCCGGGUCUGGCUCCAGCGCUCGAGGAGGCACAAGCGUAGAGAAGGGUGAACCUGGAGAAAAAGGGAUGAAGGGUAAAGCCGGCUUCGGCUACUCUGGACCAAAGGGGGACCCUGGUCCUGCCGGCCCCCCAGGCCCCCCCGGGCCCCCGGGGCCCACCACAGAGCUGGUGGAGAGGGAGGAUGGCUCCAGGGUGAGGACUGUGGGGGGUGGCCAAGGACCGGCGGGACCCCCCGGCCCCGCUGGACCUGCAGGAGCGGACGGGGAGCCUGGUGAUCCUGGAGAGGAUGGGAAUGCAGGUGCAGUUGGGCCACCAGGGUUCCCAGGAACCCCAGGAAGCACAGGAGCCAAAGGAGACAAGGGCGAGCGAGGAGAGGGGCAGCCAGGCCUGAGGGGGCCCCCAGGACCUCCCGGCCCCCCCGCUGCGUCCAGACACGACCGGCCCACGUUUGUGGAUAUGGAAGGAUCUGGCUUCCCUGACUUGGAAUCUAUUCGGGGGCUUCCUGGCUUACCUGGCCCCCCAGGACCUCCCGGCCCCCCCGGCACCCUCUCUAAAGGCUCAGAUGGUCCUGCAUCGUUCGGAGCCCAAGGGCCCCCCGGACAAGAUGGAGCGCCCGGUCAACCGGGUCUGCCUGGCAAGCCUGGUAUGGAUGGCCGUCCAGGAGCUGUAGGAGCCAGGGGCGAGAAGGGGGAUCCGGGGGAGCUGGGCCUUCCAGGAGCAGUGGGGCAGAAGCCAAGCUCCUAUCUUUCAUAUCUCUCCACCCUGCUCUCCCACUAUUCAUCCUUCCCUUCUCCUAAACCUGCUCUCCUGGAGGGAUCAACAGGAAGCCCUGGUCCAUCUGGCCGAGCAGGAGAGAGCGGAUUGGCUGGUCUUCCUGGACCAAUGGGACCCAUCGGCCAACCUGGUCCGGCAGGCCCCCCUGGGAGUGGCUACCGUGUCGGCUUUGAUGAUAUGGAGGCUUCUGGUGGGUUUGGUAUUGGUGUUCCUGGAGUGAGAGGGCCAGACGGAAGACAGGGUCCUCCUGGGGUACCUGGACUGCCAGGCAAGUCUGGUUUGCCUGGGUUUCCUGGUCAGAAGGGAAGUGAGGGGUCUGAAGGACGAGACGGCCGGCCUGGUCUGGACGGCUUCCCUGGACCUCAGGGAUCAAAAGGUGACCAUGGCGACAAAGGUGAACGAGGAGAAGCUGGUCAAGAUGGGACUGGACAUCCAGGGCCGCCCGGCCCGCCCGGACCUCCAGGACAGAUCAUCUACCAAACCUCAGGCAGUUAUGAUGGUGUCGCUGGAAGUGUUGGACCUCAGGGUGGACCUGGUUUACCUGGCCAAGCUGGAUUCCCUGGCCCUAUAGGGCCGAAAGGGGACCAGGGUGACGCAGGCCUGCCAGGAUACGGAAUUAAGGGGGAGAAGGGUGAGCCCGGCUUGAUCAUCGGACCUGAUGGAAGCCCACACUACCUGGGAGGAAUGCUGGGUGACAAGGGCGAGAGAGGCCCUCCUGGACCAGUUGGACCCACUGGUCCAUAUGGCCCUGCUGGUCCAAAAGGUGAAAUAGGAAUGCCUGGGAGACCUGGUCGCCCGGGUGUAAAUGGAUACAAAGGUGAAAAAGGAGAGCCAUCUUCAGGUGCUGGCUUUGGCUACCCAGGUGUCCCAGGACCUCCAGGCCCGCCUGGUCCUCCUGGACCUCCUGUCUCCCUCGACCGUUUCAACAGAUACGACGACGUCUCCAGAAACUAUCCAGCAACAAAGGGGGAGAAGGGCGACCAUGGCAAUCCCGGUGUUCCAGGGUCACCAGGUACCGGCUCCAACUACGACAUUUACAGUUUUAAGAACGAGCUGAAGGGGGAGCGCGGGGAGGGGGGGGUGAAGGGGGAGAAGGGGGAGCCUGGCGGAGGUUAUUACGACCCUCGCUACGGCGGGGGGCAAGGUCGGCCAGGACCGCCCGGAAACCCAGGCCUGCCAGGUCCAAAAGGAGACUCCAUCAGAGGCCCCCCUGGCCCCCAGGGCCCCCCAGGGUCUCCAGGGAUUGGGUAUGACGGGCGGCCUGGAAACCCUGGCUCCCCGGGCCCCCCUGGGCCUCCGGGCUCCCCCUCCCUCCCAGGAGCCUACAGGCCCAACCACCCCAUCAGUAUUCCUGGCCCUCCAGGGCCCCCCGGGACCCCAGGCCAUCCCGGUCACUCCUCAGGGGUGACAGUCUUAAGGUCGUAUGACCUUAUGAUGGCUACUGCCAGGAGACAGGCUGAAGGCACCCUCAUCUACAUUGUGGACAAGACCAACCUCUACAUCAGAGUCCGUGAAGGAUUCAGACAAGUCCUGCUUGGUGACUACAGUCCUUUUUACAGAGAUCUGGACAACGAGGUAGCAGCGGUCCAGCCCCCCCCGGUGGUCCUGUACCCCCAGUCCCAGGACCAGUCGCCCAACAACGGGGCCGAGCACUACUCCCAGGGAGGGGAUGCGACACGCCCCAUCGAGCCUCCCCCUCGCCAGCCAGACCCCAGAUACCCCCCUCAGUACGACCCCAGGUUCCCAGACCCCAGGUACCCCCCUCAGACUGAUGGCCAGUACAACCCAGUUCAGCCAGAGAGCCGGUACCCAGUGACUCAGCGCCGCCCCAGCCCCCCCGUACCCCAGCCGGCUGGCCACGUGCACACUUCAGGGCCCGGACUGCACCUGGUUGCCCUGAACGCGCCCCAGGUGGGGAACAUGCGGGGCAUCCGCGGGGCCGACUUCCUGUGCUUCCAGCAGGCGCGUGCGGUGGGCCUGAAGGGAACCUUCCGGGCCUUCCUGUCGUCCAAACUGCAGGACCUCUACAGCAUCGUCCGCAAGUCGGAUAGAGACAAUCUCCCCAUUGUCAACCUGAAGGACCAAGUGCUGUUCAACAGCUGGGAGUCUCUCUUCAGCCAGACCGCAAGCAGGAUGAAGGACAGCGUGUCCAUCUACUCAUUUGAUGGCAGAGACAUCCUCAGGGACAGUGCAUGGCCAGAGAAGCUCAUCUGGCACGGCUCCAGCCCCCAGGGCCACCGCCAGCCCGACAACUACUGUGAGACGUGGCGGGCGGGUGAGCGUGCGGUGUCAGGCCUGGCCUCGGCCCUGCAGACCCAGCAGCUCCUCCAGCAGACGCCCAGUGGGUGCUCCAGUGCCUACAUCGUCCUCUGCAUCGAGAACAGCUACAUCACCCACUCCAAAAAAUAAACGAGGCAGAAGAGGGGUGGAGGGCUCUAGAAUAUGCAAUACAACUGGUCCUAAUUGGCCUUUUUGCUGACCUUUUUUUUGUUUUUGUUUUUUUGGUCCAUGAAAAGCUGCCCUGAAAACGUAUCGUACGACGAACUGUGUUAGUGUCUCUCGCCCGGUAGAGAAGCUUCCCAAUGUCUACUCCACCUUUCCAUAUGAUGCCAAAGAGGCGGGUCGAACAGAAAAGCAUUUCUUCUUAUUUUGGAGCAUUGGCACAUAUUUUUCCAUGGGGUUGAACAAGUGGAGAACAGUGAGUGUUUUUAAAUUGUAUCCAUAAAAAAAAAAAAACUUGUAUAUGAUAUGUCUAUUGUGAUGUUUAUUGUUGUUUGGUUUUAUUAAUGUUUUUACUUUUACAAACAGUCUUUGAAUUUGGUAUAUUCAACCAGUUGUAGCUCUAAUCUUUGCGUAUCAUUUUCACUUUUAUUUCCAUUUAAGGAUUGUGGGUUACUAAGGGGUACAACAACUUUUAAAUAUUAUUUUACAAAUAAAGAAAAUAGAUAUUUAUUUUUAAAUGAAGUUGUGAUGGCAUAGGAUUUGAUUUGAGUAAAGAAAUUACAAAAUACCCUGAUCCAUAUUGUAGUUGGAACUUUUUCCACAGAAGAUUUUUUCUAAACAUUUACGCAUUCUAGCAAGCUAAAAUAUUAAACUUUCUCUUGAAAUUUGUAUUUGGUCAAAAAUAACUUGUGGAAUAUUAAAUACUGCUAUUCUAAGUGUUGUGUCACAGAUGUAUAAAUGUGAUACAUGAUUUUGUUUACCCAGUAUAUAAUAUAUAUAAAAGAAAAAACUUUUCAUAUCACCAUUUUCUGAGCACCGAAAUCUCAUCUCCUAUUUCGACAUUACUUACAAUAUACUAAGAACACAGUAUAUAUCCAAAACCAUAUAAGACAAGUUUCUUAAGUCUCCAUCUAAAUUGAGGCUCAGACAAAAUUGAUUGAAAAGGUCAAUUUCCCUGUUAAUAGGAAACAUUUCCUGUUGAUAAAUCUGUUCAAUUUGAUGCUGAUUCUUUUUUUGAGUGACUGCUGACUGAUGUUUGUGGAAACCAGAUGUAAUUUAUGACACUUUGCAGUAGACUCAUAAGUAGACAUUAACUUGGCACUAGUGCUACUGUUGUUGUGACUGGACAUGUAUGAACCUGUGGAUAUCCAUUCUCUUUGUAACCAAUAUGUGCUGAACCAUUUCUCCCAGGCACUGAAUAAAUGAUAAAUGUUUUUCAUCCAUGAAAUAA